Messenger RNA from Gymnodraco acuticeps, 906 nucleotides. RefSeq names its product adenosine receptor A1-like. NCBI's taxonomy places the organism in Eukaryota, Metazoa, Chordata, Actinopteri, Perciformes, Bathydraconidae. Bases 1 to 906 code for a protein of 301 amino acids. The record is from RefSeq and is a predicted model, not a curated record. Gene Ontology annotation, molecular function: G protein-coupled adenosine receptor activity. The transcript has 2 exons. Gene Ontology annotation, cellular component: synapse; dendrite; membrane. Gene Ontology annotation, biological process: G protein-coupled adenosine receptor signaling pathway.
AUGGAUGUGGAGGAAAUUAUCUACACGUUUUUUGAGGUGCUUAUUGCUGUUAGUUGCUGUCUUGGUAAUAUGUUGGUGAUUUUGGCGCUGUGGACCAGUAAAAGCAUUCAGGAGCCCACCAUCAGUCUUAUCGUCAGUCUGGCUGUGGCUGACUUUCUGGUCGGCUGCGUUGCCAUACCGAUGGCUGUGGUGGUGGACGGACGAGUGCCCACUUCAUUUCAUGGCUGUGUCUUCAUCAGCUGUGUGGUCGUCCUGUUGACUCUGGUCUCAGUUGUGUCCCUCACGGCUAUUUCUGUGGACCGCUUCCUCCGGGUGCAUAUCCCUCUCAGGUACAAAAGGACUGUGACGCAGAGACAUUUUUGCCUUGUGGUCGCAGCAUGUUGGCUUGUUGCAAUACCACUGAGUUUUGCUCCCAUGCUUGGAUGGUACAACCAUGACACCCUGUCUAAGUCAGUAAACUCCACCAUUAUCUGCAAGUUUAUUGCUGUCAUCCCCAUGUCAUACUUGGUUUACUUCAACUUUGUUCUCUGCAACCUGAUACCUCUGUUGGUGAUGACCGCUCUUUACGGCUACAUCUUCUGCACCAUCCGAGGAAACCUUCGAGAUAAACCAGGCAACGGGGCCCAGAAACAGUGUCAGAAGUACCUGAAGAAAGAGAAACAGCUGGCAGGAUCUCUGUCCCUGGUCUUGGCUCUGUUUGCCUUGUCCUGGCUCCCUAUCCACAUUAUAAACUGCAUUAUUUACUUCCGUGGGAAUAACGAUAUACCAGUUGUAUAUAUCUAUGUUGGCAUCCUGCUUUCUCAUGCUAACUCGGCUGUAAACCCAGUUGUGUAUGCGUUCAAAAUAGAAAAGAUCAAGACAGCGUACCUAAAGCUCUGGAGACAGUAUAUCUCAUGUGAGAAAUAA